UGGAGGCUGAGCGAAGAGGGCGGGGGUGCGCUUUACCGCAGGAUCUCUAGAUUUCUGCAGCACUCAUCAAAACUCUGCGGCAUGAAGACAAGAGCUGGGGGGGAGGGCACUCACACGCACCCGGCUACCUCUCACUUUUAGUCUCCCCUUCUCCAUCCCUAGAUAGGCUUCUCUUAUUUUCCACCAAUUUGCUCUCAUUUUCAGCUCCCCAUCACUUGAAAAAGGGCUCCUUGCCUCUUUCCUCAUUGGCUAAUUGGAUUCCCAUUGCAUUAGGGCACGUUUUUUGACUCUUGAGGUUUUUUUAGAGGCCUGCUCUUUAACAGUAAAAUGGCAAAGGAUCCGGAAAAGGGCCAGUGGAAGGAGUAUAUAUGGAACCCGAGGACAAGGGAGUUUCUGGGCAGGACAGCCAGCAGCUGGGGUCUCAUCUUUCUCUUCUAUUUAGUUUUCUACAUCUUCCUGGCCGGCCUGUUUGCGCUUACCAUGUACGUCAUGCUGCAGACUUUGGAUGACCACAAGCCGACCUGGCAAGACAGGCUCACCACGCCAGGGAUGGUGAUUAGACCCAAAUCCGGUGAGGCUUUUGAGAUUGUCUACAACAUCCAGAAAACCGAGAGCUGGGACAUGUACGCUCAGGCCCUGGACAAGUUCCUGGAACCCUACAACAGCACCACCCAGGAGCAGAAAAACGACGAAUGCAAACCAGACCAGUACUUCUUGCAGGAGGAUAGCGGCGAUGUGAAGAACAACCCCAAGCGCUCCUGUCAAUUCAAACGCGACUUUCUGAAGGACUGCUCGGGACUCGACGACCGUUACUAUGGCUACCAGGAGGGAAAGCCAUGCAUCAUUAUCAAGAUGAAUCGGGUGAUUGGAAUGUUGCCAGGGAAGGACGGACAGAAUCCUUUUAUCACCUGUGGCGCAAAGAGAGAAGACACGGACAAAAUUGGACAAAUGUUGUAUUUUCCGUCCAAUGGCACUUUCAACCUUAUGUACUAUCCUUACUAUGGCAAGAAAGCUCAGGUGAACUACUCGCAGCCUUUGGUUGCCGUCAAGUUCCUUAACAUCACCGUCAACCAAGACAUCAACAUCGAAUGCAAGAUCAACGCCAACAACAUUCCCAUCGGAAGCGAAAGAGACAAGUUUGCCGGACGAGUGUUUUUCAAGCUGAGGAUCAACACUGCUAACUAGGUUCUCAAGCCUUUUUUUUUUCCCCACCUCUGACAACGUCAUGCUCUGCAACAUUGCACAUGCACGGAAAACAAUUGCAGCAUUGCCACCCUUUUUGGGUUCCGUUUACACCCCCCCCCCCCUCUCAAAAUUAAAGACGGGGUGGACGUGGUUUGAGAUCAUGCAAGAAUCAAGAGUGGCAAUCCUGUAAUUAUUUCUGUCCGUGAGCUUGGAGACAAAUUUGUUUCUGUAAAUUAAUUUAAGGUGACGUCUAUUUAUACUGCAUGACAAACGAAAAGGGGAUAUGAAGGAUGUAACACGUGUUUUUAAAAGUUUGCAAGGACCAGUAACACCAAUGUAUCGCUGCUCCUAUCUCGCUGCCUCAAUAAUAGUGUUUCUCUAUAGACCAAUACAAAAUGUGCAAUCCGCAAUUUUAUUUCGAUGAUAACGUAACCUCGGAGCUGGGCUAGGGAUGGGCAUAUGAGAAUCAAUGAAUUGAUUGUUUGUUUGUUUUUUUCUAUAAUACAAAGAAAGGCUCUUCAGGCUGCAGACUUCUUAGAAAUCAAUCAUCGGCUCUUCUGCUGGCACUUUUUAUUUUAUUUUUUUAGCAACAAAUGCUUCCAGAUGUGUAUCAAUCAACCCAUUGAAUUCUUAAACAAUCACUGUGCCCAUCCCUCUGCCUAACUUGCUGCACUCAAAAGAAUAAUCCGACGACGGGUGGAUGCUGAGAUGAAGCCAUUUUGCAUGUGUGUAUUGUCUUUAGUGUGCUAUGAGGGUAAGAGUCCCUUAUAUCCCCACUCUUUGCUCAGUGUGAAACAAAAAAAAAAAGUUCUGUGAGACCACUGACCACCAGGAGGGACCACCAUGAUGAAAAUCACACACAAUUAGUGUGUGGUUCAGAAAAUCAUCUAAGAUGAAGAGGAAGAGUUUCAAACCUUUAAGUGUGUUUGUGGCUUCAGUGUAUGUUCUGUACGUUGACAUAUUUCAUACCAUGGGUCGGGAAAGUUGCAUGCGUUGUGCAAUAUUCAUGAAAUCCGUAUAUUAGGAAUGAUUGAUCCCAUUGUUUAGUGCUGACUAAUUCCGCAUUAGCAUCGCGGUCGGCAUCCAUCGAUUGUCCACGUUUUACUAGGUCUUCCUUCCAUUAUUAAAGAAAAAGGACAUUAACUACGUUUAAAAUGAGGGGCGUUAUAAUCUUAUUGCGUUAUUGCACCAAUUUGAAAACACUUUUUAAGUGUUUGAAGCUAAAUGAUCAUAAAUCGAAACGUUGCAAUCAUUUACCCAAAUAUAAUCCAGCCGUUGUAAUGCGACAAAUGUGAAUAAAUCACCGGAUUAGAUAUAAUCUCAAAUUUUUUCUUUCCCCAAAGAUUUUUCGCUGUAUUCACACGCACGCUUCUCUGAAGUUGGCGCAACACUUAAUUUCACUCUAAUCUCUUAAUCCGGUGGGCUAAUCCCGAGCCUGCGCGAUGAAUUUCCUUGCCCUACUUUGUUGCUCCUCCUCCUCGCCAUCGCCUCCAAAAUAGUUGAAUCGAUCGCCACUCAUUCAUUUCCUAGAUUUAUCGGUGCAUUCUUUAAUUCUUCAACUAACAGCCUUUAAAUUACACAAGACUAACUAAAAUUUUCUUUCUUUAGCCAUCUGCAUGUGAAGAUGAGUUCUUCGACCAAAGACCCUCAUUCCACUUUCAGUUUUCUUUUAGCAACACCGUGUUAGAGAUCAAAGGUCAGAGCAAAGAUGUGCUGCAGAGAUACAGUAGGAGUCAUGUGAGUACAUAAAGCAGCUGUGUUAUAAAAAGAUCUACUCUUACAUAAUAGGAAUACGCACAAGUGUUUUACAAAGACAUAACAGUGCCUCCUGGUGGACAGAUCGUGUUGUUGCCAGUGUCCAGGUUAUUUUCUUCAUCUCCUUUUAUCGAGUCCCGUUGUUCAUUUGGAGAUGUCCUCAGAAAGCAAUACUGUCCCUGCGGCCAUGGGAUUCUCGGAAAAUCAAAAUGUGUGCAAAUGCAAGGCGUCAAAAGGCAACAACCGAUAAAGUAUUCUUUGUGACCGGCUAUUUUUGUUGUAAAAUUUAGAGAAUGUAUCAGCUCGAAUUGUAUCGUGUUCCUGGAGACACACACGGAUGGGUUUCAUCAUUAAUUCAUCAAAUUUGGUCACCAAAGCUCGCUCGUUUGUUUUUGUAUUUUUUAUGUGUUUGUGUGAUAUUUCCACCCUUUGCACCCAUCAUGCCCCGUCAUUUUCAGAUUUGCAAUGAAUGAGAAGUGAGAAGUGUGCGUCAAUUUUUCCCGAACAAAGACACGAUGUGUUCCAGACAAAAAAUAUUGAUAGAAGUAUACUAAAGAUAUUUUUAAGAAGAAAUAAUUAUGAUAAAUAAAUCUCUCCCCUCUUUCCUUAUAUGACCCUCAUAUAAAAUUACCUAUAUCCCGGAAUGUGGUUUAAAGACAAGAAUCCGCUCGGUUUUGUUGCCCAAAUUGGAUGAUAAUUCUAUUCCGGAUUUGUAUUUUAUGCUCUGACUGUAUGUAUAUUUUUGCUCAUGUUUACUGCAAAACAAGAUAGAGAAUUAAUAAAUGUCAUUUAAGGGAACCAAA
Molecule: messenger RNA, 3743 nt
Organism: Syngnathus typhle (broad-nosed pipefish)
Lineage: Eukaryota; Metazoa; Chordata; Actinopteri; Syngnathiformes; Syngnathidae
Gene: atp1b2b
Product: ATPase Na+/K+ transporting subunit beta 2b
Exons: 7
Coding region: 328-1185 (285 amino acids)
Biological process (GO): potassium ion import across plasma membrane; intracellular sodium ion homeostasis; intracellular potassium ion homeostasis
Cellular component (GO): sodium:potassium-exchanging ATPase complex
Molecular function (GO): ATPase activator activity
Source: RefSeq, a predicted model, not a curated record